AUGCCACCAUCUUUACCUGAUUUCUCGAAAUCUCAUGGAUCCCCUACGGACGAAGCGCAAAGUUGGAUGACUCUCAGACCAAACAGACACUCAGUCCCUGGAUCAAAUGGUAAAAAUGGGACAACUUCCGACAAAGUCGACAUGUUUGUUGGCGACCAGUUCUUUCGGACGGUGGAACCCAACUGCUUUGAUCCGGACGUACGCAUGAAAGAGAUGGAUGCAACAGGAGUCGACAUUCAAGUUAUCAGCACGGUUCCCAUAUUGUUCUCAUACGACAAGCAGAUUGAGCCUGCGGCAGCACUAGCUCGCUACCUAAAUGAUCAUAUAGCCUCUGUCUGUUAUGAACACCCGCAUCGAUUUAUCGGGCUAGCCACUGUACCCUUGCAGGAUGUGUCAAGCUCAGUCAUCGAAUUGAAACGAGCCAAGUUGGAACUGGGACUGAAAGGUGUGGAGAUUGGCACCGAAAUCAACGGGCGCGCGCUGGACCACCCUGACUUCGAACCAUUCUGGGCUGCAUGCGAGGACUUGGAUGUUCCGAUCUUUGUUCACCCCCUUGGAUAUGAACUGGAACGCGAGAACAAAGCUCGAUGGGGAUGCUACUGGUCAGCAUGGCUGAUCGGAAUGCCGAGCGAGACUGCGCUCGCAAUGCACGCCCUUCUCUCCUGCGGUAUCCUAGUCCGACAUCCUAAGCUGCGUUUUUGCUUCGCCCACGCAGGCGGCGCGUACCUUCCUCUGCUCGGACGAAUCCAGCACGGGUACAACUGUCGUCCGGACCUAGUGGCCCAUAGUUCCCAGGGAGUGUCCCCGCAGAGCUAUCUUGGGUCACAUCAGCAUAAUAUCUGGAUUGACAGCUUGGUACAUGAUCCAGACCUUCUCGAGCUGAUCUGCAAGAAGAUUGGGCCGGAUCGGAUAGUGAUGGGCAGUGAUUAUCCUUUCCCACUUGGUGAAAUGCCGGUACCUGGGGAGAUGUUGGCUAGCAACGAAGAGGUUGGGGAGCUGCUUUCAAAGGAGGCGAGGGCGCGUAUGCUUGCUCGUAAUGCUAUUGAGUUUCUGGGGCUACAGGAUAUGUUCAUACAGCAUAAGUUCUAA
Molecule: messenger RNA, 1089 nt
Organism: Penicillium cinerascens
Lineage: Eukaryota; Fungi; Ascomycota; Eurotiomycetes; Eurotiales; Aspergillaceae
Product: amidohydrolase family protein
Exons: 2
Coding region: 1-1089 (362 amino acids)
Biological process (GO): secondary metabolic process
Cellular component (GO): cytoplasm; cytosol
Molecular function (GO): carboxy-lyase activity; hydrolase activity
Source: RefSeq, a predicted model, not a curated record